AUGGGAGAUUACAUUCAAUUAGAAGUUUUAGAUAAAAAGGUUGAAGAAUUUCCAGAUGGAGCAUCAAUACCGAAAGAAAAAAAAGCCAUUUUUAGUGUACAGGGUAUGACAUGUUCAUCAUGUGUUGGAAUUAUAGAGAGUUUUGUUUCAAAUGUUGAAGGUGUAAUCUCAAUACAAGUUGCAUUACUUCAAGAAACUGCUGAAGUUAAAUUUAAUCCAUUAAUUUUAAGUGAAGAUGAUAUAGUUGAACAAAUUUCAAUGGUUGGAUUUGAAGCUAAACAUUUAGUACAAGCAGAGAAUAAUACAAUAGUUUUAAAUAUUGGAGGUAUGACAUGUUCAUCAUGUGUUGGAAUUAUAGAGAAUUAUGUUUCAAAUGUUGAUGGUGUAAUCGAGUGUAGAGUGAAUUUAGCAAUGGAAACGGCAAGAGUUGUAUAUGAUCCAGAUUUAACUGGUGUUAGAGAUAUCAUUAGAAAUAUUGAAGAUGUAGGUUUCACUGCUCAAAUACCUUCUCAAAAUUUUGAUGAUACUAAAAAUAUUCAAAAAGAAGAAGCUGAAAAAUUAAAGAAAAAUUUAAUAUUUAGUACAUUUUUUACUGUACCUGUAUUUUUAAUUGGAAUGGUUUUACAUAAAAUUAGUUUUUUCAAUUUUUUAUAUACAAAUAAUAUUUUACAUGGUAUAAGUUAUGCAGAUUCAAUUAUGUUAUGUUUAACAACACCAGUUCAAUUUUUAGUUGGUAAAAGAUUUUAUGUUAAUGGUUAUAAAUCAUUAAAACAUGGUGGUGCCAAUAUGGAUGUAUUGGUAGCAUUGGGUACAAGUUGUGCUUAUUUCUAUAGUUUAAUGGUAUUGUUAAUGGAUUAUACUUCAGAGGAUGGUGGUAGUACAGUUGGAAUGAAAACAUUUUUUGAUACUUCUGCAUCAUUGAUAACUUUUAUUUUAUUAGGUAAAUAUUUAGAAGUGAUUGCAAAAGGAAAAACAUCAGAAGCAAUUAAAAAAUUAAUGGGUUUACAAGCUACAAAAGCAUUAUUAUUAACAAUUGAUCAAAAUGAAGGUGGUGGUGGUGGUGGUGGUAGUGAUAAUAAAACUACAACAACUAUAUUAGAAGAAAGAGAAAUUGAUAUUGAUUUAGUUCAACGUGGUGAUUAUUUAAAGGUAUUACCAGGAAGUAAAGUACCAACCGAUGGUAUUGUAGUUAGUGGGUUAUCACAUAUAGAUGAAUCGAUUAUCACUGGUGAAAGUUUACCAGUUUCAAAGAAAUCUGGUGAUAAAUUAAUUGGUGGUACAUUAAAUCAAAAGGGUGUGUUAGUUAUGAAAGCAACUAGAAUCGGUGGUGAAACUUCAUUAUCACAAAUCAUUAAAUUGGUUGAAAAAGCUCAAACAGAGAGAGCCCCAAUUCAAAGUUUAGCCGAUAAAGUUAGUGGUUAUUUCGUUCCAUCAGUGAUUACAUUGGGUUUAUUAACAUUCAUAGUUUGGUUAAUUGCUGGUUCAUCUGGUGUUGCCUCUGAUUAUAUAAAAGCAUCAAAUAGUUCAGUAUUUCAAUUCGCUCUAAGAAAUGCAAUCUCUGUAAUUGUAAUCGCAUGUCCAUGUGCAUUGGGUUUGGCUACACCAACGGCUGUUAUGGUUGGUACUGGUAUUGGUGCUCAAAAUGGUAUUUUAAUUAAAGGUGGUAGUCAUUUAGAAACAGCUCAUAAAAUUUCAGCAAUCAUUUUCGAUAAAACUGGUACAUUAACAACUGGUAAACCAAUUGUAUCAAAUGUAAAUAUUUUUGGUAAUCUCAACAACAACAACAAUGGUAAUAAUAAUAGUGGUAAAAUAAAUAAAAAAACAUUCUUUCAAAUGGUUGCAUCAGCAGAAGCUGCAUCUGAACAUCCAUUAGCAGGCGCAAUUGUAAAUUAUGCAUUUGAAGUUUGUGAUGUUCAAUCAACAACACCACCACUAUCAUUCGAAUCAAUAACUGGUAGUGGUAUUCGUGCAACUUUAGCACCUAAUAAUAUUGAAAUUAUGAUUGGUAAUUUGAAAUGGAUAAAGAGUGAAGGUAUUUCAUAUGAUCCAACAUUAACUAUUAGUCCGGAUAGAUCAAUAAACAACAACCACCACCACAAUGAUGAUGAUGAUGAUGAUGAAGGAACAUUAUCACACAUUGAAGAUCAAGUAAGAAGAUUAGAAUCUGAUGGUAAUACAGUUGUUUAUGUUGUAAUUGAUAGACAAUUAAUGGGAUAUAUUGCAAUCUCUGAUCAAUUGAAACCAGAAGCACAUGCAACCAUUACAGAGUUGAAUAAGAUGGGAAUUUGUACUUGGAUGGUAACAGGUGAUAAUCCAAGAACUGCAAAUGCUAUAGCUCAACAGGUUGGUAUCGAUCAAGUGUUUGCAGAGGUAUUACCAUCGAAUAAAUCAAAGAAAGUUAUGGAAUUGAAAAAGAUGGGUCACACAGUGGCAAUGAUUGGCGAUGGAAUUAAUGACAGUCCCGCUUUGGCAGAGGCUGAUGUCGGUAUUGCAAUUGGUGCUGGCACUGAUAUCGCAAUCGAAGCAGCUGAUAUAGUUUUGGUUAAAAGUGAUCUUAGAGAUGUAAUCACUGCAAUUAGUUUAUCGAAAACUACAUUCAAUCGUAUUCGUUUCAAUUAUCUUUGGGCAACACUUUAUAAUAUAUUAGGUAUACCAUUAGCUGCUGGUUUACUCAUACCAUUUGGUAUUUCAAUUCCACCAAUGAUGGCUGGUUUAGCAAUGGCUUUCUCUUCAAUCAGCGUCGUACUUUCUUCACUUCAUUUAAAAACUUAUCAAAAACCAGAUAUUCCAAUUCAUUCUCGUACAACCGAAGAAACUAGACAAAGAAUUCAUAAAGAGCAAUCACAACUUUUCAAGAAAAAUAAAAUCAUUUUCGAAUCAUCUCCAACAAUCUCUUCAAAGAGUAAUAAUAAAAUUGAAAAAUUAUCAUUAUUAUCAGAUCAUGAUAAUAUUGUAUAA
Dictyostelium discoideum AX4 is the source of this 2958-nucleotide messenger RNA. It is a transcript of the gene atp7a, whose product is annotated as P-type ATPase. Lineage: Eukaryota; Evosea; Eumycetozoa; Dictyosteliales; Dictyosteliaceae. The coding region runs from base 1 to 2958 and encodes 985 amino acids. Gene Ontology annotation, molecular function: nucleotide binding; metal ion binding; ATPase-coupled monoatomic cation transmembrane transporter activity. The transcript has 3 exons. Gene Ontology annotation, cellular component: endomembrane system; membrane. Gene Ontology annotation, biological process: monoatomic cation transmembrane transport; copper ion transmembrane transport; monoatomic cation transport. The record is from RefSeq and is a predicted model, not a curated record.